Raphanus sativus (radish) is the source of this 960-nucleotide messenger RNA. RefSeq names its product exopolygalacturonase clone GBGE184-like. Lineage: Eukaryota; Viridiplantae; Streptophyta; Magnoliopsida; Brassicales; Brassicaceae. The record is from RefSeq and is a predicted model, not a curated record. The transcript is spliced from 3 exons. Gene Ontology annotation, molecular function: polygalacturonase activity. Bases 1 to 960 code for a protein of 319 amino acids. Gene Ontology annotation, biological process: carbohydrate metabolic process.
AUGGCCUUGGUAUUUGGUUCUUGCGUGGCCAAUGGUGAAUAUCUCGGAGGCGGCCGUGAACUUACCGGCAACCCCACCGUCUUUGAUAUAACUCACUUUGGAGCAGUGGGAGAUGGCCGCACCAAUACUUUCAAGGCGUUUUUGAAAGCAUGGAUCCAAGUGUGUGCAAGUCCUGUACCAGCAACGCUACUAGUCCCUAGAGGAAAUUUCUUGGCUGGUCCAAUUAUUUUCGCUGGUCCAUGCAAGAGCCACGUGACCGUCAACGUUCAAGGCACGAUCAGUGCUACAACAAGCGGAUUCGCAACCCCUGAAUGGAUCUUAUUCGAGCGUGUCGACAAUGUCCACCUCACCGGACCUGGCACAAUUCACGGCAGAGGUGAAGCCGUAUGGGCAACAGAUGGUUGUGGCAAAAAGUUUAAAUGCAAUCUUCCCCCAACGUCUCUAAAAUUCAGAAACAUAGUAAAUCUUGAAGUCAGUGGUAUUAGCUCGGUCAACGCAAAGGCCUUCCACAUGUUCUUGGUGAAAACCGUGAAUGUCAACAUCCACAACAUUAAGAUUAUCGCCCCUGCCGAAAGUCCCAACACUGACGGUAUCCAUUUGAGCAAUGCCGAUAACGUUAAGAUCCUCGACAGUUUCAUAGGGACAGGAGACGAUUGUGUUUCAGUCGGUCGUGGUUCCAACAAUGUAACCGUCGAACGUGUGAUUUGUGGUCCUGGACACGGCCUAAGUGUUGGUAGUCUCGGUAAGUACCCCAACGAGGAGGACGUUAGCGGCAUUCACUUUAGGAACUGCACAAUGAGAAAUACCGACAAUGGUCUUAGAAUCAAGAGUUGGGGUGGUUCGUCACCAAGCAAGGCUAUUGACAUUCAUUUCGAAGAUAUUAUCAUGGAAAACGUCAAGAACCCAAUCAUCAUUGACCAAUGUCACGUGUGGUUGAACUUACCGGGCUUAACUGGUUGA